AACUGCAGCCACCUCGGUAGCUCGCUAGACAACAAAGUCGGAACAUUCAAGAUCUUUAGACAAUUUCGUGGUUUAAUUGCCACUAUGAUUUAAACAUACUUAUGUGGAAACAACUAGAUGCCCAUUUAAUUUAAUAUUUACGUUGUAAGUCAACUAGCUAGCUGGUUGAAGUUAGCACUAGUCUGGUAGCUAAUGCUAACUAGCUAUUAUCCACGAACAUGAGUUCACUAAGCAACUCUCCUCCAUUUCUCUGCUGGACGGAGAAAGAAGCUCUGGUGAAAGAGGAGGAGGAGGAGGCUGUUAAAAUACAAAAACAAGUAGAGGGUGAGGCUGUUACCGUGAAAGAGGAGGAGGAUGCAGUUUUUGGAAUAGAGGAUGAAGACGUUUUUGGAAUGAAGGAUGAAGAGGGGGAGAUUACUGUCACAUUAGAGGAGGACGAAGAAGAGAAGACUGGAGAUCUGAUUAACACCAGUAAAUACAUAGAGAGACGUGACUAUCGUGGAUCCUCUGGGGAGCCUCAGCAACAUCAUGAUGCUGACGAGGCAGAGAAAAGUCUCUCCAGAUCAGAACUCCUCAAGAAACACCAGGAACGAAAUCCCACAGGAACAAAAUCUCACUGCUGCUCUGACUGUGGGAAAAGAUUAAACUCUUCAUCAAACCUUAAAAUACACCAAAGAAUUCACACAGGAGAGAAACCUUAUAGCUGUGAUCAAUGUGGGAAGAGUUUUACUACAUCUAGCAAUCUAACUAUACACCAGAGAAUACACACAGGAGAGAAACCUUAUGGCUGUGAUCAAUGUGGGAAGAGUUUUACUACAUCUAGCUAUCUAACUAUACACCAGAGUACACACACAGGAGAGAAACCUUACGCCUGUGAUCAAUGUGGGAAGAGAUUUAUUCUGCUAGAAACCCUGAAAUCACACCAGAGAAUACAUUCUGGAGAGAAACCUUUUGGCUGUUAUCAAUGUGGGACGAGUUUUUCUCACUUAAGCAGCCUGAUAGGACACCAGCGGGGACACACAGGAGAAAAACCUUAUAGCUGUGAUCAAUGUGGGAAGAGUUUUACUACAUCUAGCAAUCUAACUAUACACCAGAGAACACACACAGGAGAGAAACCUUAUGGCUGUGAUCAAUGUGGGAAAAGUUUUACUACAUCAAGCAAUCUAACUAUACACCAGAGAACACACACAGGAGAGAAACCUUAUGGCUGUGAUCAAUGUGGGAAGAGUUUUACUACAUCUAGCAAACUAACUAUACACCAGAGAACACACACAGGAGAGAAAUCUUUUAGCUGUGAUCAAUGUGGGAAGAGUUUUGGUCAAUCUGGCCAACUGACUGUACACCAGAGAACACACACAGGACAGAAACCUUAUAGCUGUGAUCAAUGUGGGAAGAGUUUUGGUCAAUCUGGCCAACUGACUGUACACCAGAGAACACACACAGGACAGAAAUCUUAUAGCUGUGAUCAAUGUGGAAAGAGAUACUCUAGUAAAAGAUCUCUGAUCAAACAUCAGAAAAUGCAUGAAGGAGUUGUUUCAUGAUAUCAAUGAAAUAAUGUCACAAUGUAGAUUAUUUUAACAUUAUAUCAGUAGUAUUUUAAUGAUUGGCAACGUAGAACCCUAAAUGUUUUCCCCCUGUUCAAUUGAUUUUAGCCUCAUGUAAACAAUCCAGGCUCUGAAUUGAAAGAGUUACUAUUUAUGAGAUUGAACAAAAAGUGACUAACAAAAAAUAGUUUGUUACAUUUACCACGUUGGUGACCCACUGGAAUCUAAAUGCAACUCUUCAAAAUGUAGCUAGCAGUUUACCACGUUGGUGACCCACUGGAAUCACAAUGUAGCCUGCAGUUUCCCACAUUGGUGACCCACUGGAAUCACAAUGGAACACUCCAAAAUGUUUAGGUUUUCAAUAUAUCACAAACUGUUUCUGCAUAUUGGUUAUUGAUUUGGACAUGUUAAAACUGUGUUUUGACAUUGCGCUAUUCCAAUUUAGCAAAAUGUAAUUGAAAAGACGUUGAAAAUAAGACUAUGCCCGACGUCCAAUAUAUGUUCGGUUGUAGUUGAAAGUGAAAGUUGAAAAUAACUUAAUUUCAACAUACUUGCAGACUAUACACAUGGACGCAGUGUAAUAAAUUGGUAUAUAAUCAAUUUUAUGAACAAUCCUACAUCACCCCAGUAUUUCUUUACAACAUUCAAAUGCUAAUUGUCUUUAUUCCACUACUGAAGAAGCAUGUCUCAAAUCACCUAAUUUCAAACAUUCAGCCUGACAAAAGAUACAUGUUUAAUUAUUCCAUGUCUCACCAUUAAGUUCAUUAUUGCCAAUACAUAUUAACAAAGGGGUUUACAUUUGGUUUUGAUUUUCAUAUUUACAAUUCAUGUAACAUUUAGUAAUCAUAAUUAUUUAUGCAAACAGCUGACAAUUUUUGGGUACAAUUAUAUUGACAUUGUGAAAUAUUUACAUUAUAUUGACUUUGUGCUUUUAAAAUAUCAGGGUUCCUUCUCAGAUGUGCCAACCCAAAUGUACUAGAGCAUGACAUUGGGGACUGGGGCCCGAUCCAACAACAUGCCUAUCUCGUGAAUCCUGAAAAGGGAGAGAAGCUCUGCAGUGAGGUGGAAAGUUACUACGGAUAUUGCAGGAGUUUCCUCUUGAAAUCAUACAUGUUCGUGGUAAGGACAACUUGGUUGCUGAUUGUCUCAAGGGCGGGCAGUCAAAAAGAUUUGUGUUGGGACUCCCGGGUGGCGUAGUGGUUAAGCGACCGGUAAGUCCGUGGGGCGACGCACAAUUGGCCCAGCGUCGUCCGGGUUAGGGAGGGCUUGGCCGGUAGGGAUAUCCUUGACUCAUCGCGCACCAGCGACUCCAGAUGCGGGCCGGGCGCAGUGCGCGCUAAUCAAGGUUGCCAGGUGCACGGUGUUUCCUCCGACACAUUGGUGCAGCUGGCUUCAGGGUUGGAUGCGCGCUGUGUUAAGAAGCAGUUCGGCUUGGUUGGGUUGUGUAUCGGAGGACGCAUGACUUUCAAUCUUCGUCGCUCCCGAGCCCUUACGGGAGUUGUAGCGAUGAGUCAAGAUAGCUACUAAACAAUUGGAUACCACGAAAAAGGGGUAAAAUAAAAUUUCAAAAUUGUGUUUUGCGUUUAGGCAGUGAGUUGCAAUGGAUCACAGUUUAUUUUGACUGCACGUUUUUCCUGUAUUGGAGAUUAGUUUUGUUUGGGCUCGUUCCAAGGGGAGGAGAGUUCUUUCUAGAAGCUAGUGAGUUUUAGUAUUCUAUAGAAAGAAAAAGGAGAAAAAAAUGUAUACGAUUGUAUAUUAUUAUUAUUUAGAAGAAGAAAAAAUUAUUCUUGUUUUUAAUUGUUGACAGCCAGUAGACACCAUGUUUAUAUUGGGGAAGGUGAGGCAUUGUAGUUGAUUAUAAUGUGAAAUGUAUGUUUUCUGUUGGUGGUGAGCAAACUUGUCCAACAAAAAUAUAGGAUAUAUUUGUUGUCUUAAAGGGGAAGAUUUUACAGGCUUUGGUUUUUCCAUUUUUGUUUUGAGGUUGGACUUUACCACGUAUAUGGCUCGUUAGCACGUAUGUGGCUCGUUAGCACGUAUGUGGCUCGUUAGCACGUAUGUGGCUCGUUAGCACGUAUGUGGCUCGUUAGCACAUAUGUGGCUCGUUAGCACGUAGGAUGCACUGAUGUCACCUCGUUAGUCAGUAUGUGUUACACCUGUGCUGGCUUGUCCGUCUCGUUAGUGGGAAGGUGUUUCACCUGAGCUGGUCCAGGUUCUAUUUAAGAGUGUCUGGCCCAGUGCUCCAGUUGUCUUGAUAGAUGUGGAGAGUCAACACCUUUAGUUGCUCCACCUUUUUGGCUUGCUUCCUGUUUUGAACUUUUUCUUGUUUUUUGGAAGAGGUUGGAGAGCCAGGUGUGCUAUUCUCCUUGCGGAGAUGGCGCAGGAAAAAGCGUCACGGUCGGUUUCCAGCAGUUGGGCUGGCCAAUACGGUGCGUUUUUCUUGGAGGGAAAGAGAGAUGGAGCCUUGGGGGAGAGAAACCUUUGCGAGGACCAUUCUGAUGGGGCAUCUGAAGUUGAAGGUGAAAGAUGUCCUCUGCCUUCAGGGGAAUCCGGUGGAGAAAGGGUUUGAUGUGACUGUACAUUUGGAAGAACAGCACGAUGAGAUUAUGAAGAUGGUGAGGGAAGGGAAAGAAGAAGGACCCCUGUGCCAUUACACGGUGACCAGCCUGGCAAGGAACAACUUCAGGGUGGUCACCGUAACCAUGUACAAUCCGCAUGUGAAGGAUGAAGAGGUGAGGGCCUUUCUGGGGAGAUAUAUGGACAAUGUCUCCUCAGCGAGGUACCUCAGGGACUCCCUGGGUUUCUGGAACGGAAAGAGAGGUUUCCAGGCGUUACUCAGGGAGUCCCCGAAGAGUGUGGAUGGCUACCUCCAUCCUCCGGCGAUGUUCUCCCUGGGGGCUGACAGGGGAACACUCUACUAUGCACGUCAGCCCCCGUUCUGCAGGCGUUGUAUGGCCUACGGCCAUACCCUGGCCUCGUGCAGUAACAAGAAAUGUCGGUUUUGUGGGUCGGAAGAGCACGAGGCCAGGGAGUGUGACGAGCCCAAGGCUUGCCACGGGUGUGGCUCAAGAGAACACCUGUGGCGUGAUUGCCCGGCUCGUCACAGGUCAUACGCGU
Molecule: messenger RNA, 4658 nt
Organism: Oncorhynchus masou masou (cherry salmon)
Lineage: Eukaryota; Metazoa; Chordata; Actinopteri; Salmoniformes; Salmonidae
Product: zinc finger protein OZF-like
Exons: 2
Coding region: 219-1541 (440 amino acids)
Biological process (GO): regulation of transcription by RNA polymerase II
Molecular function (GO): DNA-binding transcription factor activity; RNA polymerase II cis-regulatory region sequence-specific DNA binding
Source: RefSeq, a predicted model, not a curated record